Molecule: messenger RNA, 483 nt
Organism: Trichoderma gamsii
Lineage: Eukaryota; Fungi; Ascomycota; Sordariomycetes; Hypocreales; Hypocreaceae
Exons: 2
Coding region: 1-483 (160 amino acids)
Source: RefSeq, a predicted model, not a curated record
AUGAAGACUGGUGCCAUCAUUCUCUCUCUCCUUGCGGCCACUGGCCUUGCAGUUCCCAUGCAAGCUCAGCAAGCCAACGAUGCUAAGAUGAUGGAUCAGAGCAACAUGGUGCAGCAAAUACAAAUGGCCGCUGACGGUCUAUUCGACCCCCCUCGCAACGGUAACGGCAACAUCAUCGGUGACAUCUUUGAUACCGCUGCUUGUAUCCUCGGUAGUUUCGUCGGCGGCCGCAGUUGUCCAUCACGCAUUCCAAGUAGCACUACUGUUAACAUUACUGGCGAUGAUCACCAUAACGACAACGCCAACGUCAGCACGAGUGCCUCGUACCAGUACUCCUACUCCACCGACAGCGAUGGAAACUACCACAUCCAGAUCAACCCCGGCGGCAACAAGUCCAACUGCACUUAUACUGUUUCCAAGGAUGAUGCUGCAGUUUUGGCCAACACCAUCAACCAGCUUGCCACCAAGUGCCUCAGCAAAUAA